This is a messenger RNA of Rhincodon typus (whale shark), 2664 nucleotides long. RefSeq names its product T-cell-specific guanine nucleotide triphosphate-binding protein 2-like. Lineage: Eukaryota; Metazoa; Chordata; Chondrichthyes; Orectolobiformes; Rhincodontidae. Gene Ontology annotation, molecular function: GTP binding. The record is from RefSeq and is a predicted model, not a curated record. Gene Ontology annotation, cellular component: membrane. The coding region runs from base 1 to 1044 and encodes 347 amino acids. The transcript is spliced from 5 exons.
AUGGUGCGAGUCUGCUGCUCCAGAAGGUCGGAUCAGGACACCACAGGGUCAGAUGGCUGUGGGAUCAGGGUUCGGAACUUGGUUCUGGGCGUCCUCAUGGGUCCUGCGGGAAGCCAUUGGUUUUGCCCUGGUCCUGCCAGCUCAGCUUCGGACGCCGGGACAUUUGAAGGAUCCUCAGACCUGUGCGAACAGGAAUGGCGCCCACUCACCCUGAAAGAGAUUGUGGAGGCAGCCUCAGGGGCUGUCAGGUGCCAAGCCAGGCUGUUUGAAAGGCCUACUUUGGUGCACCAGGAUUUUGUUCCAGUUAUACCAAGAAAAGUGGCUAAAACGCUAAGCUCAGUAAACAGUCAGUACCGUUUUGGAAGUUAUGUUUUGUGGAAAUACCUGGAGUGCUUUCUUUGGGAAAAGUUUGUUGAAUGGUCACUGCAGGCACUGGAGAUGUUUUAUUUACAAACAGAGCUCUUUAGAAAUCAAGUGACUGUGACAGGAGAAUCAGGCUCAGGGAAAUCAACCUUCAUCAAUGCCAUGAGGGGCCUUCGGAGCGAUGAUGAGGGAGCUGCUGAAACUGGUAACAUUGAAACAACAAUGGAGCCAAUUGGGUACAAAGAUCUCAAAAUGUCAAAUGUCCGUUUCUGGGAUCUGCCGGGAAUUGGAACAACAAGAUUCCCAGCAGAUAAAUAUCUGAGGGAAAUGAACUUUGAGACGUACAAUUUCUUCAUCAUUAUCUCACACUGCCGGUUCAGAGAAAAUGAUGCAGAACUUGCCAAAGAAAUUAGACGGCUUGGGAAGAAAUUCUACUUUGUUCGAUCUAAAAUUGAUAAUGAUAUCAAAUCAGUGAGAAAUCAUUGCACAAUAUUUAAUGAAAAGGAGGAACUGGCGAAGAUCAAGAAUGACUGUGUCAAAAAUUUACAACAGGCAGGGAUCCCAUCACCCAGUGUUUUCCUGAUAUCAAAUUUUGAUCAGUGCCUUUAUGAUUUUAAUCUGUUAAAACAUUACAUUAUAAUGGACAAUUUAUCCCACGGAUCUGUUUCCCCAUUUAAUUAGAUCAUGGCUGAUCUGCGUUUAUUUUUAUCUAUUCCUGUUGGUUCUGUAACCCUUCAAACUCUUACUAAACAAAACCUAAUUUCAAUUUUGAUAGUUUCAGUUGACCCCCAGCUUGAAUAAUGUUAUGGUAUGAGGGGAGUGGCCGGAGUUCUACAAUUCCACUUCCCCUUGUUUAAGCAAGUGCUUCUUGACCUCAACCCUGUUGGACAAAGACUAAUUUUAUGUUGAUGCACCUCUCUUUCGACUGUCUCACCAGAACAGUAAUUUCCUUUUAUCCAGCCUUUCAAAUCCUUGAUUCAUCCUUUAUUUAGAUGGGGAGAUGGGGAUAUUGUGGUAAUAACAAAGGAUAAGUAAUCCAAAACCCCAAGUUAAUCUUUGGGGACUUGGGUUCAAAUCCCAUGAUGGCAGAUGGUGAAUUUUGAAUGCAAAAUGAACUUUAAAGGUAGCUUAAUGGUAACUGUGCAACUACUGUUGAUUGUUGGAGAAAACGCAUCCAGCUCACUACUGUCCUUUCCUGAUCUGGCCCAGAUGAGACUCCACACACACGGCAAUUUGGCAUUAAACUGUCCUCCAGGCAAAUUUGGGCAAUAAAGGCUGACUGAGCUAGCGAUGCCAAUAUCCUGUGAAUGAAUGUGAAAAAUUUGAGAAAUAAACUAGCAAGGCUGUAUUGGGAAUGGUACUGAGUAUAUUGUUCUUGCAGAGGGCCAUCACAGACUCAACAGGCUGGAUGGCCUGUUCCUGUGUCAUAACCAUUCAAGGUCAACUAGAUCACCUGUUAGUUUUCUUUUAAUUCAAGGAAACACAGGUCUAUGUUAUAUUAUCCUCAGAGCUCAAUCUCUUUUUCUGCCAUGGUAUCUUUCCACUGAAUCCCACCAACCCACUCCUGAGGUAUAGGACAUAGAACUGUUGGCAGUUUAUCCAGCUCAGGUCUGAUCAGAGCUCUGCAUGAUUGAAGUAAACUUAAAAUCCUGUUGACAUAAAGACAAAAAUUUGAUUAGUCUUUUUUUUGUACCUGUCCACUGACUGUAGGAGAGAAUCUUACAGAGAUGAUAAUCUUUCAGGAGACAACAGAGUUUGAGGCAUGUGGCAAUUUUAUUGACAUAGUCCGCCUCGAUGUGAGGGUUCAAUUACCAUCUUGAUCUGCAGCUCAGAUCAGAAGAAACUGACACUCUAAUUUCAAUUUCAAGUAAAAUGUCUUUUAUAUAUUUUUCUUGAAACAUUAACAUGGUGGCACACACUCUCUUCCCAUGUAUACUAUUAGUUAAUUAGAUCUGGGUCAGCUAUGAUUGGGUUUCUAGUCCAUCAUUCAAUUAGUAAUCUUGUUGCUUUAAUCUGAAUGGCCCCUUUUGCUAUGUGGGAAACUGAACUUUCCAUGGCUGCUUGUAACUUUUUCUGUCUCAACUAGAACAGAUAAGGAAGGCCCCUUACAAUUAGUUUUAAACCUUUCUUUCUAAUAUUUUAGUGAUUAGUGUGUCUGUAAAAACUAUAUAUAUCCUUCUAUAACACCUUGAAAUCUAUAUCUAUGAUUACCUUAAGAAUCUUAAUUAAAACCUAUUUGUAGUAUUAUAACUGAUUGAAUAGAAAAAGACUUAAAUAACUAAUUGGUAUGAAAUGUUCUUA